UUGAGAACCGACGAACUUACAUCGCCCACCGUAAAACGCCAAGGAAUCGCUCUCACCGUCCACUCUGCUAAUCAGAGAAGUACAAGGAACGAUCCCAGGGUUUACUACCUCGCCGCUCUUCGUCUGGCCCCUCACCCCAGACCUCACCGGUUUGGUAAAACCUACCGGUAUAGCCCUGGGGAUCAUUGGAGCACGCAAGCCCCCCCACCACGACAAGGUGGCGGCCCCCGGGGGGGGGGGGAUUCAGUGAGCAGCUACUAA
This is a messenger RNA of Danaus chrysippus (African queen), 261 nucleotides long. Lineage: Eukaryota; Metazoa; Arthropoda; Insecta; Lepidoptera; Nymphalidae. The record is from the annotation of a GenBank genome assembly.